Messenger RNA from Annulohypoxylon maeteangense, 2342 nucleotides. RefSeq lists its product as uncharacterized. The record is from RefSeq and is a predicted model, not a curated record. Gene Ontology annotation, molecular function: protein binding. NCBI's taxonomy places the organism in Eukaryota, Fungi, Ascomycota, Sordariomycetes, Xylariales, Hypoxylaceae. The transcript has a single exon. Bases 502 to 2079 code for a protein of 525 amino acids.
ACCAAUCCUCAGGGUCUGCGACAUCCGCCCUAAUUUCAGCAACCACGUCGGCCCCGACGAGACUUGACAUUCCAAUUCUACGCCUACGGCCGAGACUUGCACCAACCAGAGUCAGGUGUAAGAGAGAAGGGAGGCAAGGAGCGCUGUGGUUAUCGUACUACGUCUGUGCAUCUGACGUCGCUCGCUUCUCAUCGCAUUGUUGUGGCUGUCAUUCGUCGCUCUUUCGAUCUUCGCCCUUCACCCUCGAUUCAACCUUCAAUCCACAACCCGAAAAAAACCAUUAGGUCGAAUCGUACCUUAAACGGUUUCUGCUAUUGACGAUUUAAUCCGACGAAUAUCUUCAAUGUCUCAACAUGUGUGAUUUGCGACCGAUCACUUUCGAUACUACCGAUUUCGUUGCUGUCGCCUUUUCUGUCCGAUAGAGGACAAGCGUGCGUUACAGGCACUGCCUGUCCUCCCUUUCGAUACAGGCGUGUCCGUUCGACCACCUGACGAAACCCAAUGAUGGAUCCUCCACACAUUACUGAAUUCGCCUCACAGCGAUAUUUCGAGAAACUUAGGCAGCUAAGCGAGUCAAAAGAACAGCCUCAAGAUGCUGUUGCACACUCGCACGAUGGUCCUAUUGUGGCCGAAUCGUCCACCUUUAUAUUACCCAUUGGCAAGGCAAAGUCAAUUGAUCAAACUUCCCACGAUUUCCAGAAAACAGAGAAGCGUCGCGCGAAUUUCAGCUUCAGGACGAUAUUACCGACCCGCAGUUCCGUCGAUCACGAUACUCGGAGAUUGUCCGUUGAGUCUACAAAGAGGAGGAGCACGCCUUUCGACCAAUUAUUCUUGGCAUUACCCAACGAGCUGAAGAUUCAGAUUAUCGCCUCCUUACCUUUAUCUGAUAUCCUUAACCUUCGUCUAGCGUCGCGGUCGUGGCAUGCGAUGAUCACGGUCAACGAACUCCCGAUUGCGCGAUAUCACUUACAACAUCACGUACCGGCCUAUGCGAAACGAUUAUAUCCGGCACCCGACCCGACUACCAUACGGCUCCAUUAUCUUUGUGGGAUAUGGCACCGACUGCAUGUUGCCUCCAAGCUCUCCUUUUUAAUAUGCGAGAGGGUAACGAAGGAAAUAUUUCUAAGAACUACUGAGGCUCAGCGUCUCGAAUUCGAACCACAAUACGAGCGGAUGCGCCGCCGACUAAUACCACUACUCUUCACGAUAUUUCAUUUCUUCGAAACUUACCGGACAUUACAUAUCGAAUAUAUCAAAGAGCACGGACAUGGCUUAUCAUACGAGCCUUAUACUAUCAACCCUAUCGAAGCGAAGAUCAUGAGCAUGUACGAUGAUCAGACAUUAUUACGCGUUCACCAGGUAUUUCCCCUGGUUGUAUCUUCUUUCUGUAGACGACUUCGGCCUCCCUCGUAUGUUGGUCGACUAGAGCGUUCUUUGAGAGGUUACUUAAAGGAUCGACCGCCUGACGAAGUUUACGUAACGGCUAUGUGUGUUGGUGGGCUUCGACAAGUAGAACGAUUUUGGGAGAUUAAGGGAUAUAAUUCAAGAAGAGGAGCCGUGGAUUCGUGGUAUAGUUCGGUUAUGAAGGAGCCGCCACCUAUGGAGCCGGCGACAAAAACGCGACGUGGAUUUAUGGGGAUUAGCCGGAAAAAGUCGAAUGCUGGCGAAGAACAAUUCACGAAAUUUGGAGAGGCGCAUGGGGGCGGUCGUGGACGGCAAGGGUCGGAGACGGGUCGAAGGGGUAGCGACGUAUCGAUGGUUAAUGCGUGGGAAAGUUUGGUGUUCCAUAGCAGCCUAGGCGAAGGCAUGCCGAUGGGAGAACUAUCACGAGAACAACUUAAGAUACUACUGCCCGAUCUACCGACGUUGCAACAAUUGUGGCUCCCGACGGCUGAGGCCCUUAUACUCGACCGAGGGAUUGUCGAGCGGCCCCAGGACAUCAAGCGCAACGCGCAGGUUAUGCUGGAGUUAAUUCGUGAAGACGGUGCCGCUGAAGAGGACGAAUGGUGGUACGGGCGGGCAGCGCCAGACUCUGUCCGACCACCCCUCGAAGCUAUCGAGGAAGAUCCUAUCGAAUAAUCAUAUCUAUCCUACUAUUUAUACCUACGAGGAGGCGGUUGAAUUUAGUCGAUUGAUACCAUGCAUGGGCGUAUUAGAAGAUAUCCGCGGGUGGGCUUAGCCAUUGUCUAGCCAUGUCAUAUCAUAUCCCAUAUAUCAUGAGCAUUUGCAAGGCGUUUAUACAAGGGGCGGAAAUUUUUACCAUUUACCAUUUAUCGUCAAUUCGUUAUCUUUUUUUUCUAUUCGGGGAUAGGACCAUUAUUUUUCUCAUCCCUCUUCAUGGU